GCAGGAUUAUUUGUUUAGUAUAACCAUGGAGGUGGAAUUUGGUGGUUACUGGUUUUACUAACCAUCUAAACAUUAACCAUCUCAUCUCUAAUUGUAAAUAUCAAAAUGACCUACAGUAAACGCAAUUGUAUCAUCAGUGGCCUUAUCGGAGGUGGAUUAAUUCUCUCACUAAGUGCCAUUCUUACUUACCUUUUAUCUCCAUAUCUUAUAAAGUACAUCGUAUCACAGAGGCUGAUUCUUUCUUCUCCAAGCUCCGAUGUGUAUUCUGGUUGGAAAUUAGCACCAAUUCCGAUCUAUGUUAAAUUUUACUUUUUUAAUGUGACUAAUCCUUCAGCGAUUGUUGCUGGAACCAGUGAACCAAUCCUUCAAGAAUUGGGUCCAUACACUUUUUUAGAGGUUCGUGAAAAAAUCAAUGUAACAUGGAAUCAUGAAGAUGGUUUAGUUUCAUAUCAACAACUUGCUCGAUAUUAUCCGAUUCCGGAAAUGAGCGUUGGAAGCCUUAAUGAUAGUAUAUUUCAUUUGAAUGUACCAUUAGCUAGUAUGUUAAGUCGAGCCAAAAGGAAAGAUGAUGAUCUAGUUUACGGUUUUAUUGAACAAGUUGCCGUUGGAAAUGGCGAUGAUUUGUUUCUUAAGCACACUGUUGGCGAAAUACUUUUCAAUGGAUAUCACGAUGAUCUUCUGGAUUUUAUUGAAGGCGCUGGCCUUUCUCCUGUGAGUGUUAGUCCGUUCAGCUUUUUUGGAAAUCGUAAUAACACCAACACGGAUGGACAUUUCACCAUUUACUCAGGGGAAAAGGGCACUCUUGAUAAAUUUGGCCUUAUUCAUUCUUGGAAUAAUGAGAGAAAAUUGGACAUUUGGAAUGAUGCUAAAUGUAAUUCCCUUGAAUCCACUUGGCCUGGUGAUCUCAGGCCUCCUUAUGCAUCCAAUGAUCUGGAAGAAAUUAAACUCUUUGCACCUGAUCUUUGCAGGUCAUUAAGCCUUAGCUACCUCACUCGAAAAUCAACCAAAGGAGUCGAAACAAUUAGAUAUUGGGCAAGUCCGAGUCUCUUCGACUAUUCAUUGCAAAAAAAUAAAUGCUAUUGCCUUGACUCGAGUUGCCCACCCAAUGGUAUUUUCAAUACAUCAAUUUGUACUCAUGGUUCACCUGCAUCAAUCUCGUUUCCCCAUUACCUGUUUGCUGAUCCAGUUUACACCGAUAAUAUUCAAGGUCUUCACCCGGAUCCAGAGAAGCACAUAUUUUACAUGGACCUCGAACCUAAUCUUGGAAUACCUGUUGAGACAAAGGCUCGAAUUCAAGUUAAUAUGAUGCUUGAAAAAGAUGACAAAGUUGACUUCACUGAAAAUCUCACAGCUUCUGUUAACUUACCCAUUUUUUGGAGGGAAACUUCAGCUACAAUUGGUGAUGAUCUUCUCAGCCAAUUAAUUUUACUCCAAAAACAUGUUCCUAAUAUAAUUAUUAUUGCAACGUUUGCUCAAGUUGCUAUUGCAGUUGCCUUACUCGUGGCCACAUUAAUUUGUAUCAUCAAAAUGAAUACUAUAAAUGAACUCGUUUCAAGGAGUUCAAGACCAUCCAAGCCAUUCCGACAUACUCGACCCUCUAAAAAAGAGUACAAAACUGUUAUGACAACGAGUUUUCAAAAUUGAUGUUGACUAUGCAAGGAAAUUUGUCAUUUUCCGGACCUUUUUAUCGUGAUUGUUCAAAAUGCUCUUAAACUCUAUUUUCUGCUCUUUUCCUACAAACAUAUCGCCAUAAUUUAAUUACUCACUUUGCAUUUCUCAAUCUCUUGCCUUAGUAACCUCAUCUUGACCAUCAAUUUUUCAAUAUCAACAAUGAAAAUUCAGACACACAAAAAAAUCAAAGCUGCUAAUUUUCAUGUUCAUCUCACUAUCCUUGGAAACGUCUAUCGCAUGGAUGCCUUUACUCAUUUUUAAGUGAAAAACAACUCAAAAUGUUUCAUGUGAUGCAAUUUUUUCCGUCAAAUCAAACUAGAAUCAUUUUUAUAGCCAAUUUCAAAGGACAGAUUUUUUUAUUGCAUUGAGCAUCAUUUGUUUUUUGGAUAAGUCUUCAUUAGAUAUAAUUGUUCACUCACAAAAUUGAUCAAAAAACUGGUUAAAUCUUUUUGAUGUGUACAUUGAAAGAAAGAACGAAAAGGUUUACAAAUUUUCCUAUCAUUAUUACUGCUCAAUUUUUAUAACCAAAUUGGAUUGUAAAUAGUAAUUUUAAUAAAGACUUAACUAUCAA
Messenger RNA from Tetranychus urticae (two-spotted spider mite), 2242 nucleotides. RefSeq names its product lysosome membrane protein 2. The record is from RefSeq and is a predicted model, not a curated record. Gene Ontology annotation, cellular component: cytoplasm; membrane. Gene Ontology annotation, molecular function: scavenger receptor activity. Lineage: Eukaryota; Metazoa; Arthropoda; Arachnida; Trombidiformes; Tetranychidae.